Messenger RNA from Stegodyphus dumicola, 8222 nucleotides. RefSeq names its product solute carrier family 12 member 4-like. The record is from RefSeq and is a predicted model, not a curated record. Gene Ontology annotation, cellular component: plasma membrane. Lineage: Eukaryota; Metazoa; Arthropoda; Arachnida; Araneae; Eresidae. Gene Ontology annotation, biological process: potassium ion homeostasis; chloride ion homeostasis; chemical synaptic transmission. Gene Ontology annotation, molecular function: potassium:chloride symporter activity.
UUCUAUUAGAUCACAGAGAUGCAGAACCUAUUAUUCUGGAAGGAAAUCUUUCCAGUUAUGAAAAGAAUCUUUAUUUAUAUCAUGAGGAAAUGCCCGAAAGACCUAGAGUUGCAACUCUAUUGAAUUCUUUAGCUAAUUAUAAUGUUGCUAUACCAAGUGUGUCAGAAAAUUCUACAUCUCUUCCAAAGAAAGCUAACUUGGGUACUGUUGCAGGCGUUUAUCUACCAUGCAUUCAAAAUAUUUUGGGAGUUAUUUUUUUCAUUCGAAUGGGGUGGAUUGUUGGAACAGCUGGUGUCCCUCUGGCUUUUGCCAUAGUUUUCUUAUCAUGUUGUGUUACAUUUACAACUUGUAUAUCCUUGAGUGCAAUUGCAACAAAUGGCAUUGUCCCAGCGGGUGGUUCAUACUUUAUGAUAUCCCGUUCCUUGGGACCUGAAUUUGGUGGAGCAGUAGGUAUUUUAUUCUACUUAGCCACUUCAGUAGCUGCUGCUAUGUACAUCACUGGGGCAGUUGAAAUUUUUUUGAAUUAUAUGGCACCAAGUCUGUCACUGUUUGGAGACAUAAGUGAUCCAUUUAUCAUGUCCAACAAUUUUCGAAUUUAUGGUACAGUACUACUAAUUAUUGUUGGUACCAUUGUUUUUAUUGGUGUUAAAUUUGUGAGCAAAUUUGCACCUGUUGCGCUUUUCUGUGUCAUCAUAUCUCUGAUUGCUGUGUAUGUUGGGGUAUUUGUCAACUUUUAUGGAAAAGAAGAUACAAAAAUUUGUAUAUUGGGUGAUCGACUGCUAAGUAAAGGAAAUUAUUCUUGUUCAAAAGACCAGAAUGAAACCAAUUCAUUAUUUUAUCUUUAUUGCCAAGAGGUAAAUAAAACAGAAUCUGGAGAACCUAUGUAUUCAUGUGAUUCAUAUUUCGAAAAUAAUGAAGUGAAAAUGAAAUUAGGAAUUCCUGGAAUGUCAAAUGAUGUUUUUCAUUCAAAUAUUCCAAGUCGUUUUCGUCAGAAAGGUGAUUAUGUAUCCGAAAGUGUUAAUCGUGAGGAUGCCAAUUCAUAUGGUCAAAAAACAUACAACCAAAUUUUAGUAGACAUCACCACAUCAUUUACUUUAUUGCUUGCUAUAUUUUUUCCGUCAUGCACUGGAAUUUUAGCAGGCUCCAACAGAUCUGGUGAUUUGGCUGAUGCACAGAAAUCCAUUCCUGCAGGCACAUUAGCUGCUCAGCUUACAACUUCCAUAAUAUAUUUGUCAGGUGUUUUGUUAUUUGGAGCAACUUUUAACAAUCUUUUCAUGCGAGAUAAAUUUGGUGAGAGUAUAGGAGGAGGAUUAGCAGUUGCAAAUUUAGCUUGGCCUCAUCCAUGGGUAGUAAUCAUUGGUUCUUUAUUGUCAACAGUUGGUGCUGGUCUGCAGUCUCUUACAGGAGCUCCACGACUGCUGCAGGCUAUUGCAAAAGAUCAAAUUAUACCAUUUUUAAAUGCAUUUUCAUAUAGUUCAACACGAAAUGAGCCUACUAGAGCUUUGUUCCUUACGCUUUUUAUCUGCGAAAUUGGUAUAUUAAUUGGAAAUCUGGAUCACAUUGCACCCAUUCUAACAAUGUUUUUUCUGAUGUGCUAUAUGUUUGUAAACCUUGCUUGUGCUUUACAAAGCCUUCUUCAUACACCUAAUUGGCGUCCACGUUUCAAAUAUUAUCAUUGGUCACUUUCAAUGGCAGGUGCAAUAUUGUGUUUAGUUGUUAUGUUUCUGAGUAGCUGGUAUUAUGCAUUAAUUGCCAUUGCUAUAGCUGGAUGUGUUUAUAAAUACAUUGAAUAUUGUGGUGCUGAAAAAGAAUGGGGAGAUGGUAUAAGAGGUCUAGCUCUAUCAGCUGCUCGUUACAGUUUACUGAGAUUAGAAGAAGGACCUCCGCAUACAAAGAACUGGAGACCACAAGUUUUGAUUUUGUGCAAAUUAGAUGAAGAACUGAAUCCAAAAUAUCCAAGAAUGUUUUCUUUUGCUUCUCAGCUGAAAGCUGGGAAAGGUUUGACCAUAGUAUGUUCUGUGCUGGAAGGUGCUUUUGAUAAGAUGUACAGUGAAGCCCAAGCAGCAAAACUGAGUUUAAAAAGAACAAUGGAUGAAGAAAAAGUAAAAGGUUUUGCUGAUGUUUUAGUAGCCAAAGAUCUCACUGAAGGCAUUUGUCAUUUGAUUCAAACAGCUGGUAUUGGAGGUCUAAAGCAUAAUACUGUAAUCCUUGGCUGGCCAUAUGGCUGGAGACAGAGUGCAGAUGAGAAGCAAUGGAGAGUAUUUCUUCAUACUAUCCGUAGUGUGUCAGCCAGCAAGAAUGCUCUUUUGGUUCCAAAAGGUAUUAAUCUUUUUCCAAGUAACAAUGAAAAAGUGUCCGGAAAUAUUGACGUUUGGUGGAUUGUACAUGAUGGUGGUUUAUUAAUGUUACUACCAUUUUUACUCAAACAGCACAAGACAUGGAAAAAUUGCAAGCUGAGAAUAUUUACUGUUGCCCAGCUUGAAGACAAUAGCAUACAAAUGAAAAAAGAUUUGUCGAAGUUUUUAUAUCAUUUAAGAAUAGAAGCUGAUGUAGAAGUUGUGGAGAUGAUGGAUAGUGAUAUAUCUGCAUAUACAUAUGAAAGGACAUUAUUGAUGGAGCAGCGCAAUGAAAUAUUGAAGCAGUUGAAACUUUCUUGUGGAGGUGGUACAACAUUUAAAGAUGUUCAAAAUAUUGUUGAUCACCAUCACCAUCACAUUGGUCCUAAGCCUGGUUCAAGAGUGAGGUUUAAUGAUGUCACUGAAGAGAUAAAGAAUAUUGAGCUCGUUGAUGUCACAUCAGAAAACGGAGCUGGAGAUACUGUUUUGGAGGAAGAUUUACCAAAUCCUGAUGAAAUUGACAAAGAAAGUUCAUUUGAUAAACUUUUAACAAUAAGACCAGAUGAAGCUAAUGUACGCAGAAUGCAUACAGCAGUCAAAUUGAAUGAAGUAAUUGUGGCAAAAUCUCACAAUGCUCAAUUAGUUAUUUUAAAUCUUCCAGGUUUACCGAAGGCUUCUACUAUAAAAGCUAACUAUAUGGAAUUUUUAGAAGUCCUUACUGAAGGUCUGGAACGAGUGCUUAUGGUCAGAGGUGGAGGACGAGAAGUGAUAACCAUUUAUUCAUGAACAUUGCCAGUUGUGUUCUGUACCUCUAUAGUUUAAGUUACGUGCUAGAUAAUUUUUGUAUGUAUAUAUUUUCCUGUGAUUCUGUAUUUAUUUAUAUAAAUUUUUCUGUGAUUCUGUAUUUGUUUUAAAAGUUUUAUUUUCACUGAUCAAUUAUUGAUCUGAUUUUUUUAAGUAUUUUAUUUCUCUGUAAACUUUUGUAUAAGUUAUGCUUUUUUUCAUAGUGUAUGUUAUUGUAUCAUGUUAUUUAUGAAUUUAUUAUUAUGAUUUUGAAUGAUUAAUAACAGGUGCCAUUUUUCAACUAUAUACAAACUACUUACUUUUUAAGCUUUGUUUUUUACAGCUUAAGAAUGUUAAGAUUUUUAACAAAUCCCACCAUAUUUCUUAUGAAGUGUAUAUUUCAAUUUUUAAGGCUACAUUUUGCUGUAUAUUGGAAGCUUUAUUAUGUGUAAUAUUUAUAUUAUAUUUUUGGAAUAUAAUUCUUGCAAGAUAAACUAUAUAUUUGCCUUCAAGUCUGUUAAUAAUAAGAAUUUCUUGUGUUAUGUUAAGAAUCAUUUUGCUGGCCACAUGUGAGUUAUUGAUAAAAAGUACUUGUCAGACUUAAAAUUUCAAAUUUCAUUUUUUUCCAGUAUUUUAUGUCAGUAAAUGUUUUUGUGCUGUAUUUGUCAUAAAGUAACUUUCUUUAUUUUAUUUUUCCAGUGAUUAUAUAUGAGAUUCUUAGUAGUUUAUGUAUUUCUCAAUGAUCAGCAAACUAAAAUUGAUUGUGUAGUUCUUUUUUUUUUUUUUUUUUUUUUUUUAUGGUACUUGUUGCUUUUAUUUAUUUUUGCUAAAUUUUCAAAAUAAUUUAAUGUGUUUAUAAACUUUGAACUUAUUUGUACUGAUUAGCUGCAUAAAGAAUAGAGAUUUUUGACAUGGGAGUAUGAAUGAAUGUAGUUAAAUUCUAAAAAUUGUAAAUAUAAUAAGGUAAGAUAUAUCUUUCAAAUGGCUGUUGAGGUUAUUAUUAUGGAAAUGCUGUUUAUUUUAAGUUCAGUUAGUAUUAUUAUAUAAAAUAUUUCAAAUAAAUUUCUGGAAGGGCACGCUGUAAGCCUAUUGUAAUUUCAAUCUGAAAUUUUAAUCCUGUGGCACCUGUAAUUAAAAAACACAAUAUUUUAAUUUUUAUGCAUGCUUUCUGUAAAUAAAUUGUUCCUUAAAGGUCUUUUAGAAGAUCCAAAUACAUGCAAAAUUCGCAUUGAAAAAUACAUGUCAGAAUUUGUCUUAGCCACUUUAUCUCACAAUGAAAAUAUUAUAUGCAAGUGGAAGAGUAUAAAAGGAAUUAUAUUAUAUAAAAAAUUUUGAAGUUUAGCAUUUCAUAAUUGGGAAUUUAAAACUCACAUAUUUCUUGAUAUAAAAGCUGUGCUGAGAAAUUUACAUUUAAAAUUUUAAAUUAGUGAUAUUUGUAUGCAAGCUCCCAAAAUCUUGAUUAAAAAUGUUUCAUGUAAUUAUGAUCUUGUGAGGAUCCCCCCCCCUUGGAUUAGUUUGGUUAUGACAAACAUUUUUCUCUUUGAUACUCUUUUCUUAAGCUGGAAUGAUGGAUAGGCAAUCAGUCAUUAAAUAUAUGAUUAUCCAUGUAGUCUUUCUCAAAUACACUGUAAAAGCCUUUAAUAAGAUCUACUUUUUUUUCUGUUAGUAAAAUGAAUGGGAAAGGGUUAUAAAAGCUGCUUUUGCUGAGUAGUGAAGUGUUGUGAAUAAUACUAUAGAGAUGUAUAGAAUAUUCUAGGUUGCAUAUUACUUUAUAUCUGCCGAAUAUUGCAAACUUCUAACCAGAGCUGAAUGUUUGCACUUUUAAUUUUUAAUUAUUAUCUUUCGCUUUUUUCUGUUAUAAGCAUUAAAAUAUCGUUAUUAUUUUUUUUAAUUGUAUAAAUUUCAGUUUUUGUGUUUAUUGAAUAUUUUUCAAUAUAGCUUCCUGUUUGAAAAUAAAUAAUAUGGAACUUUUCAAAAUCAACAUAAAAUAAAUUAAAGAAAAAAAUUUGAUUUUAAAGGUCUGUUUUAAUCAGUUGAAGAAAUUAAUAGAAAUAUUUACCAUGUACUUAAUGUUUAUGUCUGUAAAAAUAUGUACAAUAAUUAAUAUAAUUUUAGUUAACUUAGUUAACUGUUGUAAAAUUAAUUAAAAGAUAAUUCUAAACAGUUAUAAAUGAUAGCUUGCUGUUGCUUAACGAAAUUACUGUGUGCUCUAAUCUGUUCCCUUUGAUUGUUCAUACAUCUUUCCGAGUUAAAUAAUAUAAAUGUAUUUCCUAAAAAAGAAAACUGUUAUGUUUUGAAAAAAUUUUAGUUGAGCACAAAAACUUGAAGUAAUAGUUAAUGUAAGAAAAUUUUUAUUUUGUGACUCCAUUUUUGUAAAAGCUCCAUUUCUAAUGUAUAUAUUGUCACAAAAACUGCACAUUCUGUGAUUAGAUUAAUUCAGCUUUAAACUAUUCAUCUUUUAUAUAUAUCCAGUAUUUACUUUGAACAUUUUAAUGACAGAGAAUAAGCAUUUGUGAUAUAAAAUACAGAUAUUACAUUUCACUUUUUAUCAGUCUGAAUGAAAGUAAGUUUCAAUUCUCAAGAUAAAAGUAAUUUAAUGUUGUUUUUAUGUUUUAAAAUCUGUGUUUUUAGAAACACUGAUGACAUGACACUUGAUUCCAUUAGUUCAUUGGUGACUAGGGUUGUCAUCGCAAAUUAUCUUUAUUUAUUAUCACUGAUCUACGUUUUUUCCCAAAUUCCAUUAAUAGUAAAAUUUUUCCUUCUGUAGUGUUCAAAAUAUACUCCAAAAUAAGGUUGUUUUGCCUAAUUUUGAAGUGGUACUUUUGUAAAUGCAAAUUGUACUAAUUUCCCCCCCCACACACACUAGAAGACUGAUUUAGUUCUUCAGCGUAACUGAAAAUUCAAACUUUAAUUUUGAUGAGAGGGCUAUAAUAAUAAUAAUAGUCUGCAGAAAAUAAUGAGCUGAGUCAAAUUAUUUAAGGAAGAAUUCAGUUUGCUAUAUUAACUGAACGUAAUUUCUUCUAAAUCUAAUUCUUUCUUCCUUCAGUUAUGCCAACCCAAGAAAACUAGUAUUAGCUUCACCCCAUUCAGCUGAUAUGUCUUGAGGCUUCACAUACUGUUUAGGUGAGAAAAAUAUUACUCUUGCUUCCAAACUUCACAGUCAUUCAAGGGCCAAUGGUCAUGCUUAACAUCAGUCAUAGUCAUUAUAUUGUCUUUGACCACAAUAGUGUGAUUCCCAGGCCAGCAAAUUUAAAAGUGACACACAAGAAUCUCAGUUAGUCAAAAGGAAAAUAAUUUUUACAACACACCUACUUUUAUGGAGUAUUAUAUUCUCCAUUCCUAAAUUCUGUAAAAUAAAUUCCUCAUAGUCCAAAGGUCUGUAUAUUGGACAUCCAUAUUUCAGGCUUUGUACUGUGUAAGCUGUUCUAAGUUUUGAUAAUUUUUCUUUCAUCUUGAAUCAACCAGCUCUGCAUUUGUAAUUCCUACAGAAUUUAUGUAUGCUGUAAAUUACUCUAGAUGUUAAACUCUGUGAUGUUUUUGAUAUUUUUAUUGAUGCUGUGAUGAAUUGCUAGUACAUACAUGUUAUAAGUAGUAAAAGCUGUAGUUUUUACUUAAUCAGAAGCAGAAAAAAUGAGAAAUUAUUCUGCAGUUUGUUAAGUGAUUGUUCUGAACUGUGUAAAUUUUUGUGCUAUUUCUGAAGAUAUAUUGUACCACAUUUUGUGGAAUUAUAAUGGUUUCCUCAUAUUGUAGGAGUAUUUCUGAUCAUUUAAUUAGUUGCAUGGCUCAGACAAAUUGAAUAAAUUUUUCUGUUUUGGACUUAUUAGGUAUUGGAAUCUUUUGUACAUGAAAACAGAGAAUAUUAAUGAAAAAGAGCUAUAUUAUUAUUAGCAUGGGUGUUAUAUUAUGUUAUAUUAUUAUUAGCAUAAGAAUUUAUGUCUUAAAAUGAUGAUUUUUUCUGGGAUUUGAAUUUUAUAUUUUUUAAGUGAAAAAACUGUUUAAAAAUCAUAUAACGAUCAAUUUUUCAUACUGUAAUUAAUUAUAGAAUAAUUAAAACUUCAUUCAAAAUGUAUGCUGUAGUAAAUUGCAGGUUCUUUUAUUAUAUUUAAAUUGUUGAUAAUAUGGCAUUUUUAUUAUCGGUAAGAGUAGGCAAAUUGCAGUUGUCUGAUUUGAAACUUUCAAACAUUUUCUACCAUCUUGAAUAUUCCUCACUUUCAGAAAGUUUAGAGUUUUAUAUUAUUAAAGAGUCUUUGUGGCUAAACUGAUGUCCACUAAAUAAUAUUAAUUUUAAAUAAGGAUAUUGAAUUAUGUUUGAAAUAUAUACCAUAAUCAUAUUUUCAUAUUUGAUUGUUUACAUUUUAACUGUAUUCAUGGGAUAUGUUAUCUGAAAUCAUCAAAUCAUUCACGUUUAUGUAAAAUUGGAUGAAUGUGGCAUGUAUAAAAUAAGAUUGUCUUUUAAAGUUUUUAAUGAUGUAAUCAAAAUGUGAAAAUUUAAAUUCAGUUAUGUAAGUUGUAUCUAAUGCUGAAAUACAUGUAGAGCAUUACCAGUCUUAUAAAAUUGUGAUGGUGUAUCAAUUUCUUGUUCAUCAUAAAAUAAGUUGUUUUAAAAGAUUGUAUAGCAAAACAUCUUUUGAAUCUUAAAAAUUUAUAGAUUCCACUUUGAAACUGGAAUCGAAUAAAACUGGGUUUCAGAUUAUGACAGUUUCAGCAAAGACUGCAGAAAUUUAACAAGAAAAUGAAAGCUUAACUGUGUGGGAUCAAAUUUACUAAAAUAGUAUCAACUAAUUUUUAUUGUGUAAUUAUAGAUAAUAAUCACAUGUUGCUAGAGCUUGAUAUUUCUGACAGGUAGCCACCUUAUCAGAGAAACAUAAAGGGAGAAAAAAAAAUCUGGAGGUAUUCUGUUUUUGUAAGGUAAUCCCCCUUUUUCCCUUAUUGUUUAGGUCAGGGUUUCUUAAACUGUGUGUCGAGAGCAGGGGGUUGCCAAAAAAUUUUAGCAGUUUUGAUAUUUCUUUAACUUAUAAUAAUUUUACAGUUGCUAAAUAUUUUUACACAGUGUAUCUGAAAAUAGAUAAAGAUAAGACAAUACAGACAAAAAAAAAAAAAAAA